AUGUAUACAAAUGUUUUCCGAGCAUGUUCAUCGUCUUUGCCAUCAUCUGCAUAUCGUUUGAUAACAAGAAAUUUAACAUCAAAUAGUAAUACAAGUGCUGUUCGAUCUAUCGGCGAUCGUUUUGGUGUCAAACAUCGUAGUCGUCGUUUUUUACGCAAUUAUCUGAUUGCUAAUGGAUUGAUUUUGGGUGGUGGUAGUCUUUAUUAUUAUUAUUAUCUUACACCAAAAGAACGACGUCAGAUACGAGUUACAUUUGAAGGUUUUCAACGUGGAUUUCGAUCAUUUCAAAUUGGUUUACUCAUUACAAUUGAUUAUAAAUAUCAUUUUUGGAAAUUCCCGGAAACAUCACCAGAAUAUGAAACAAAACUCAAAGAAUGUCAUUCUCGAGCUGCAGAUAGAAUAGCUCAAGGAUGUAUUGAAAAUGGUGGUUUAUAUGUUAAAAUGGGUCAAGGUAUGGUUAGUGCUGAUCAUAUUUUACCAAAAGAAUAUACCGAUGGUCUUCGAUGUUUACAAGAUAAAGCUUUAAGACGACAACGAAAUGAGGUUAGUCAAUUAAUUGAUGAAGAAUUUGGUUGUCAAGUAUCUGAUUUAUUUUCUUAUCUUUCUCCUGAACCUAUUGCUGCAGCAUCUCUUGCUGAAGUUUAUGAAGGUCGUCUUAAAACGACUAAUGAACGUGUUGCUGUUAAACUGCAAUAUAUUGAUUUACAAGAUCGUUUUACCGGUGAUAUUUUAACUAUUCGUAUGAUAUUAUAUGCUCUUGGCAAAAUCUUUCCAAAAUUUGAAUUCGGUUGGAUGAUAGAUUCAGUGAAAAGUAAUUUAGAACGUGAACUUAAUUUUAAAUUAGAAGGUGAAAAUGCUGAUCGUUGUUAUGCUCAAUUAUCUCCAUUUUUAAAAUUUAUCUAUGUUCCAAAAGUAUUUUGGGAGUAUACAACAAAUCGAGUACUUGUUAUGGAAUUUAUUGAUGGUAUUAAAAUAUCUGAUAUGGACAAACUUAAAGAAUCAAAUUUAUCUAUAAAAGAAAUUGAUACAAAACUUGUUGAAGCUAUGGCUUUUCAAAUUUUUCAUUCGGGUUUUGUACAUGCCGAUCCUCAUCCAGGAAAUGUUUAUGUAAGAAGAGAUCCUAAAACUCCAACAAAAUCAAAUGUUCAAAUUGUUUUACUUGAUCAUGGUCUAUAUGUAACAAUUAGUCCAAAAGAUCGUGAAGCUUUAUGUCAAUUAUGGAAAGCUAUUAUACUUAAAGAUGAAAUUAAAAUGAAACAAUAUUCAACAGCACUCGGUGUACAAGCUAAAGAUUAUUUAACAUUUGCUACUGUUCUUUCGAUGCGUCCAAUUCAUCGACCUAUACAUGAUUUAGCAAUAUUACCUGAAGUAUGGGAUCGUAUGUCACCAGAUGAACAAAAAGAUGCACGUGAACAAGGAAAAAUUCGUCUUCCUACUGAAAGAGAAUUAUUUAAUCUAAGUCCACAACAAAAAAUGGCGAUACGCAGAGAUUUUUCCGUUAUUUUCAAUGAUAUUCAAGAUAGUGUCUUACGAACUAUUUAUGAUAUGCCUCGACCAUUAUUAAUGAUAUUAAGGUUAGUUGUCGUCAUCAUUUUCUUUCGAAAUAAUUAUCUGUAUCUAUGUGUGUAUAUGAAAAAGUAUCAUCGUUUAUUUGCGGAAAUUCUUAUUAUGCAAUCAUUACGUUCUCGACAUGGUAGUGUAUCAUUUCGACAGAAAGUAACUAAAGAGGAAAUGGCUCGAAUACGAUUAAAAGCUCGAGAAACAAUGGAUGAAGUUAUUCAUGUAUUCAAACAAUUACCAGACAAGCUUAUUCUUGUUCUCAGAAAUUUAAAUCAAAUACGAUCGACUAUUCGUGAUCAUGGAAAUCUUAUUGAUCGACAUACGAUUAUGGCUCGAAGUGCUAUUUUGGGUGCUCGAAAAAACGAAGAAGCACAUCGAUUAUUCAAAGAUCGUAUUUAUGCUCAUUUAGAAUUAGUUCUUUUUGAUCUGAUACUCUUCAAAGAUCGAGUGGAACGAUAUUUUAAAUUUAAAUUCUUGAAAGUAUUAGUGUAUUUUGGAUAUAUGACGAAAGAAACUGAAGAUAUGAUUGAACAGUUUCGAUAA
Messenger RNA from Adineta steineri, 2103 nucleotides. The record is from the annotation of a GenBank genome assembly. NCBI's taxonomy places the organism in Eukaryota, Metazoa, Rotifera, Eurotatoria, Adinetida, Adinetidae.